AUGGCUUCUCCACCAAAAACCAGACUCACCUUCACUCACAUCACGACGGCCACUGCAAUCCUGAACAUCGAUGGGAUCAAUUUCCUCACUGAUCCCUACUUCGGCGAUGCCGGCAGUUUCUCGAGUGAACUUGACUGGUCUCGCGCACGCCUUGAAGAAGAUUUCGGGCUGGAUGAGAUCCCCCCGCCCGCACAGCUCUCGCUUUCCAAGCCUCCUAAACUGUUCCAGACGAAGGCUUCGGUUCAGUUCGCCUAA
This is a messenger RNA of Aspergillus melleus, 255 nucleotides long. RefSeq lists its product as uncharacterized. NCBI's taxonomy places the organism in Eukaryota, Fungi, Ascomycota, Eurotiomycetes, Eurotiales, Aspergillaceae. Bases 1 to 255 code for a protein of 84 amino acids. The record is from RefSeq and is a predicted model, not a curated record. The transcript has a single exon.